Messenger RNA from Lodderomyces theae, 1941 nucleotides. Its product is annotated as triacylglycerol lipase. The record is from RefSeq and is a predicted model, not a curated record. Lineage: Eukaryota; Fungi; Ascomycota; Pichiomycetes; Serinales; Debaryomycetaceae. Gene Ontology annotation, biological process: protein dephosphorylation. Gene Ontology annotation, molecular function: protein tyrosine/serine/threonine phosphatase activity. Bases 1 to 1941 code for a protein of 646 amino acids. The transcript has a single exon.
AUGAAUCUGCUGAGUGAGGAGGACGUAGUGGAAACGUUGGCUGUGACCGCUUCAUCGGGAUUUCAUGCGUACUCGUCUGGGUCAAAGUUUUCUGAUAAAUUAACUAAAUUGGAGCUCGAACAAGAAGAAAAGACGCAAACUUUUAUUGGAAAGGUAAAGGAGUUCCUUAAGAUACAGUUGUUUGGCUACCCAAACGAAUUGGAGAAAUACAUAUUAGAAAACGAGCCAAACGACUGUGCAUUAAUUGCAAAGUAUAGGCAAACAACGCACAUUGAUUUGACAAAAGAGCCGACUUUGUCAGUCGAUAGUUUAACUUUGAACACCUUGCAUAUUCCACACCCCCUUGAAAGCUUCAUGAGAAAUGAAAACCACCAGCAAGCGAAUGGAGAUGUGUUGGAAAACGUAAACAAAGAGCUAAAGGAUAGUCCGAUUUUGGUUUUCAUUCAUGGUUUGGGUGGACAGAUGUCCCAAUUUGAACCUUUGAUGGGAUUAUUGUCGCAAUGUGCAGAGAUUGUGUCUUUGGAUUUGCCGGGCUUUGGCAAUUCUAAAGCAAGUGUUGGACGUAACAAAUCCAUAUCAAGUAUAAGUGAGACAGAGCAGCAAAGAAUUUCCUCAUCUGUUCAAAAAUUGUCGUGGGAGGACUUUCUGACGGAAAAUAUUGCCAAUAUUGUAUAUGCUUACCUACAGAAACAGGUCCCUGAAAAGAAAGUGAUCUUGAUUGGCCAUUCCAUGGGGACUCAUCUUGCUGUUCGUGUUGCAAAGAAAUUACCGGAGCACAGAGUCGAAGGAUUGGUUCUUCUAUCCCCGCCAGACUUAAUUGAUGAUUCGGUACCUGGGCUGCAAGACUUGGAAGUUGGAGGUUUGUCCUGGGUAUUCAGACUAUUUGUCCAUCUCCUGUUCCUAUUCAAUUUGUUUAGGACUUUGGACAGACUUCCUGGUUUGCAAAGCAAGAGUGUGCGUCGACAAUUACCAAGGAAUAGUCUGUUAUACAACAGACUAAGGCAAUUUCGUUGGAAUUUGGAUAUCGACUCGUCGACCUUAUUGAAAUAUGUCCAUGGGUUCAAGAAAAUCAAAAUGUCUGACUUGGUAGUGGCGAUUAACCGAUUCAAUAACAACAAAAGGGAUGACCGUGCUUACCAAAAGACAUUGUUGGUGUGUGGGUCAGAAGACCAUGUGACCAGUGUCAAGCAUAUCCACCACAUUGACCAUUACUUGACGACCACUUUUGGCCGAAAGAUUUCGUCAGCAUUGGAGGUCAAAGAGGCAGGACAUUCAUUAUUGCUUGCAAAGCCAGAACUAACCAGUGGACUGAUCUUGAAUCACAUUGAGUACAAGCUACCGCAGCGGCUAAAUUUAUCACCUGCAUGGGUUUUGAAGGUAAAAGCGCUAAUAUCAGGGGACAAGUGGGGGUUGAAGAAUGAAGAGAAGUGGCUCAAUUUGAAACCCAUAUCUGAUAAUAUCAAGAGAGGCAACGAAAUUUCCCCAUUGUUGGGAAUGAAGACUUUGAGGGAGGGAGAUUCUGUUCACUCCCCAGGGGUCGUGGAAUCGCAAUAUUACAACCAAGAAAGCAACGUCAGGGGUAGACUAAUUGCCAUCAUUGAUAUAUCAUCAGAUAUCCCACCUUACAAUCCUCAAUCUUUCAAACACGUCCACUACUAUAAAUGUGCAACAGUAUCCAAAGUUGUUCCCGAUCAAGCAUCCAUACGAAGAUUUAUCAACUUGGUAAAGGAGAUUCUUGAAAAAUCUGACGAGGAGCAGCCACUCAUCGGGGUGCAUUGUCACUACGGCUUCAAUAGGACGGGGUUUUUAAUUUGUUGUUAUUUGAUUGAGGAGUUGGGAUGGUCUGUGAAGGAAGCAGUGGACGCGUUUAAGCUCGCAAAACCACCAGGUAUCAAACACCCUCACUUUAUAGACGCGCUAUACGUUAGAUACGAUGUCUAA